ACACGCCCCCUCCAUGACUCCACACAUUUGGUCCCAUCACUACUUGCAGCUAGCUUAGCUUGCUAGUUAGCUUAGCUUGUUAGCUGCUAACAACGAGACGCGCAGGUUACCUUUACAUCGCUAAGUAAGGAACUAAUGUGAGUGUAAAGUGUUGUGAUUGUGUGAAAAUGUGCGAAAGAACGAUAGCAAAGUAUGAGGAGGAACUUUGUCCAACAAAAGAGAAGGAGCGACAACAUCAACUGCUGGAUGUUUAUUAUAAGAAACUUCAAGUUGUGUUACACAGAACAGAUGUCCAGCAGCCCCCCCACAUUAAAGAGGAAGAGGGGGAUCCACAGCCCCCCCACAUUAAAGAGGAAAAGGAUCAUCCACAGCCCCCCCACAUUAAAGAGGAAGAGGAGGAAGGUUGGAUCACUCAGGAGGGAGAGUGUCUUCUAGGGCAGGAGGAGGAUGAUGUCACCAAGUUUCCACUGACUGUUGUCUCUGUGAAGACUGAAGAGCAUGAAGACAAACCACCUGAGUCCUCACAGCUUCAUCACAGUCCAAACGUCUGUGAAGAACAACUUCUGCCUGAAAAACGGGAGAGUAGUUUCAGGAUGGUGAAGGAGGAUCCAUCAAAGAGGAAGACCAGGCGCCACAGACCCUCUGGUGUCUCCUUUUCCUCUUUGACACAGACCAUUCCCUGUAAAAAGGAAGAGGAAGACUCACUGACCCCCCACGUUAAAGAGGAAGAGGAGGAACACAGCAUCAGUCAUGAGGGAGAUCUUCUAGAAGGACUGGUGGAGUUGCCAGUGACUGGUGUCCCUGUGAAGAGUGAAGAUGAUGAGGUCAAAGGUGAAAGUGAGGAGAAGAGAGAGGCGGAGCCUCCAAGCAGCAGCUCAACACAACACAUGACAACAGAAGCUGAUGGAGACCACUGUGGAGGAUCACAAGCAGACAAGCUCUUAGCUCCACUAUCAGAUAGUGAGGACACAACGUCACACUCUCCUGACACUGAUGAUGAAGACUCUAAAGAUGAUAAGACAUGUCACACUGACAACACUCACUUCAAAUGUUCUCACUGUGACAAAACCUUUAAAUACCAUAGUCUUCUGAAAAUACACUUGAGAACACACACCGGAGAAAAACCUUUUAUCUGUUCAAUAUGUGGUAAAGGUUUUGCAGCAAAUCGAUAUUUGAAAGUACACAUGAGAACACACACUGGUGAAAAACCUUUUAUCUGUUCAAUCUGUGGUCAAGGUUUUGCACACAGUUUAUAUUUGAAAAAACACAGAACAAGACACACUAGAGAAAAAUCUUUUAUCUGUUCAAUCUGUAGUAAAGGUUUUGUAGAAAGUGGCAGUUUGAAAGUACACAUGAGAACACACACUGGUGAAAAACCUUUUAUCUGUUCAAUCUGUGGUCAAGGUUUUGCACACAGUGUAUAUUUGAAAAAACACAGAACAAGACACACUAGAGAAAAAUCUUUUAUCUGUUCAAUCUGUAGUAAAGGUUUUGUAGAAAGUGCCAAUUUGAAAGUACACAUGAGAACACACACUGGUGAAAAACCUUUUUCCUGUUCAAUCUGUGGUAAAGGUUUCGUAGAAAGUGGCAAUUUGAAAGUGCACAUGAGAAGACACACUGGUGAAAAACCCUUUUCCUGUAGAAUCUGCGGUAAGGGUUUUGUACAAAAUGACACUUUGAAAGUACACAUUAGAACACACACUGGUGAAAAACCUUUUUCUUGUUCAAUCUGUGGUAAAGGUUUUGCAGAAAGUGGCAAAUUGAAAGUACACAUGAGAACGCACACCGGCGAAAAACCUUUUUCCGGUUGAGUCUGUGGUAAGGGUUUUACAAAUAGUGUCAAUAUGAAAACACACAAGAGAACACACACUGGCAAAAAAACGUUUUCCUGUUCAAUCUGUGGUAAAGGUUUUACACAAAAUCAGUGUUUGAAAGUACACACUAGAACACACACUGGUGAACAAUCACAUUCCUGUUCAAUUUGCAACAGAAGCUUUUGUGGACGAUCAAACCUUGUAGCACACAUGAGAACACACCCAGGAGAGAAAGUGGUGAGUUGCAGUGUGUGUGGUGAAAGAUUCUCUUCUAAGUACCAGUGUAAGAAACACAAGUGUGCUGGUGAGAACAGCAGCAGCAAAUGAAACUGCAGGAUUUGAAAUAAACUGUCAAGACUUUAAUUUUGACUUUCUAACAACAUCAGCACAUAUAACAUGUGUGACAUUGUUGUUUGUGUAACAAUCUUUUUAAUAUGCUUCUACAUUUAUAGAUUAGAUAUUUUAUAUUAGUGCUUUUUUCAGUCAAGUACAUGCAUUAAUAUGCAACAUUGUGUACUUUUAUUAAAAAUUGAACAGAACAAUUUGACUGAAAAGGAGAGACUAAACCGUACAAUACAUAUUUUACAUUCAAUGAACAUUUUAUGUGUAUAUAUAUUCAUCAUACAAUUUUAGACUUGUUCAUGACUGUGUUUUUUAUAGGUGUUUGAAAUAUUGAAGUGUUACAUCCAUCCAUCCAUUUUCUACCGCUUGUCCCUUUUGGGGUCGCGGGGGGUCGCUGGAGCCUAUCUCAGCUGCAUUCAGGCGGUAGGCGGGGUACACCCUGUACAAGUCGCCACCUCGUCGCAGGGCCAACACAGAUAGACAGACAACAUUGACACUCACAUUCACAUACUAGGGCCAAUUUAGUGUUGCCAAUCAACCUAUCCCCAGGUGCAUGUCUUUGGAGGUGGGAGGAAGCCGGAGUACCCGGAGGGAACCCACGCAGUCACGGGGAGAGCAUGCAAACUCCACACAGAAAGAUCCCGAGCGCAGGAUCGAACCCCAGACCUUCGUAUUGUGAGGCAGAUGCACUAACCCCUCUUCCACCGUGCUGCCCUGAAGUGUUACAUAUUAUUUGAAAUUGUUAAUGAUCCCAUAGAUUAGCACCUUUAUAUGAUAUACAUAUGUACUGGUUCACAUCUGAAACAUCUUCUGGACCACUUCAGGAAGCAUAUUAUUAUUUACUUUAUACAUCAUUUGAACAGUUGUCUUUUAUACAAUUUUAAAUUGUGUGACUUUAUGAAUUAUUUGUUGGGUCUCUAUAAUCCAUUUUAUCAAUUAUCUUUAUUACUCUCUUUUGUAAUUCGAUGAUUGUGUUGUGAUAGUUUUAUAUGUAUGUCCCCAGACAUAAAAUUGGGUAGAAAAAAAGUGAGAUAAAAUGACUGAAUUGUUUGUGGAAGGAUGGUUUUGUUUUUACAAACAUACAUUUGUGGAUAAAAUAAAAAAUGUCAUUAUUGUGUUUUAAACAUUUUGUAAGUUUUUUUUUUUUUAACAUCCCCAAAACAAUUUCAGAAAACAAGUUUGGAGUGUCAGGCAAAAGCCAAUAUUGUACGUCAUCCCACAGAGAUUUACUUUGCAUCCAUUCAUAAAAUAAACGGUUUAUUUUG
Messenger RNA from Entelurus aequoreus (snake pipefish), 3421 nucleotides. Its product is annotated as gastrula zinc finger protein XlCGF57.1-like. Gene Ontology annotation, biological process: regulation of transcription by RNA polymerase II. The transcript has 3 exons. The coding region runs from base 168 to 1811 and encodes 547 amino acids. NCBI's taxonomy places the organism in Eukaryota, Metazoa, Chordata, Actinopteri, Syngnathiformes, Syngnathidae. The record is from RefSeq and is a predicted model, not a curated record. Gene Ontology annotation, cellular component: transcription regulator complex; nucleus. Gene Ontology annotation, molecular function: RNA polymerase II cis-regulatory region sequence-specific DNA binding; DNA-binding transcription factor activity, RNA polymerase II-specific.